Molecule: messenger RNA, 1187 nt
Organism: Cladocopium goreaui
Lineage: Eukaryota; Dinophyceae; Suessiales; Symbiodiniaceae
Source: the annotation of a GenBank genome assembly
UUCCCAAGCAAGUACCUGAGUGGUUUUUCAGCCAGCAGUCAAGGCUGGACGUCCAGCGUCCACUGCCAUGAAGUGCCAUGAAGCGCAAGCAUUCAGAUUCAGGAGAAAAAGUGCAGAAACCAAAGCAAAUUGAAGAUGAGGGGAAAAAGCUGAAGCUCAGCCCAAAAAAGAACAGGAAGACUCUGGCAGGUCAGAAGCAGACUGAGGAAUUGAGUAAGGAGCCCUCCGAUAAGAAGGGUCUAAGGCCUACCAAGAAGACGAGAGCAAAGACCCAAAACCACGAAAACCACGAAGACCAAGAAGACCAAGAAGCAACAGCAAGGACAGCAGGGACAGCAGCUGGUAAGCCUGCGAAGCCGAAGGCGACAGAAGAUGUCGAGGCUGAGCAGCAGCGACGUGCUUUGCAGCGAGAAAUUCAGCAGCUUGUGAUGAGGCUGAGAAGUGAAGGGAAGACGCCUGCUGAGAUCAAAUCUGCGACCAAAGAGCUCAAGGCCAAAUCGGAUUGGACGAAGAAAGAAAAGCUGCCAAAAGCGAAGAAAGAGAAGCAGCGACUCUGGGAGGAAACUGCUGCCAAAAAACGCAAAGAACAUUUGCAGAAGCAGCACGAUCUGGUGAUCAUACCUGUUGUUUGGAGAGGACGCCACGACAAAUUGGACGUACUCAAAGCAGCCGAAGACAUAAAGGCUUGUCUUUCACAGCAGGGCCUCGAUGUGUGGUUGGACAGCAGGCGCCACCUCACCCCAGGGCAGAAGUUUGCGCAUUGGGAGCAUCGUGGAGUGCUUUUGCGUGUGGAGAUUGGGCCUGAAGAUUUGAAGGCCGGAGUUUGCCAAGUGUGUUUGGCGCACACGCCCGGAGACUACAAAUCAGUGCAAAGGAAGCGUGUGGGCUUGCCACCAAGUGGUACGAGGUCACUGCUUUUGCGCUUGAAAGAGUGGGGCUUGGAACAGCUCGAGAUAGAAAGAAGGGCCGGUGAUUCAGACGAGGAAGCCUCGGACGCAGAGGCUCCGCAAGGCAAGAAAGAGAAGAUACUGGCAAAGGCACCUGCAUUAGCCGAAGAUGUCCAAGGAAAUUGGGGCCCAAGAAUUCAGGAAAGAGGGGCCAAAGGCACAAAAGCAGGGAAGAAGCGCAAGAAGAAACUGUAGAGAAGGGCCUGCUGCCAGCGAUAGCUUGAGCUUCUCUAAGGAAAA